Elaeis guineensis (African oil palm) is the source of this 2312-nucleotide messenger RNA. RefSeq names its product transcription factor TCP8. The record is from RefSeq and is a predicted model, not a curated record. Lineage: Eukaryota; Viridiplantae; Streptophyta; Magnoliopsida; Arecales; Arecaceae. Gene Ontology annotation, molecular function: DNA-binding transcription factor activity; sequence-specific DNA binding. Gene Ontology annotation, cellular component: nucleus.
UAGCUUUGGAGGCUUUGUGGGGGAUAUGGGGGUGGCUGGUGGAACGAAGUAGGGGGAUGGAAACAGAAAGAGGGAGAGAAAAAAAAAUGGAAGGGGAUGGAGCGAGGUGGAUUUAAGUUUUAAUUCUAUUCUGCGUAACAAGUCUAUAUUUGUCAUUCAUUCCGAGGCCCCACGAGUGGGCUACUGCUCUUUGCCCAGGCCCCCACUCAGUGUUUACAUGAGUAGAGAGCGAGCGAAAGUGUGUGAGAGAGAGAGAGAAUAGAAAAGAGAAAAGGGGAAGAGAGAAAGAGAAAGGGAAAAGCUGAGAGAGAUUUAGGGUUUAGGAUCUAAACCUAGGCAUCCCUCUCUCAACAACUUGCCUUCCCCCACUUCCUCUCCCUUUCUUUCUUUCUCUUUCUUUUCUAUCUCAUAUUCGCAUACAACACAUACACACGCAGACACAAGAUAGUCAAUCGCCAGGAGCCCCACGCAGUUUCCAGCGAAUAAAUAAAAAGAGAAGAGAGAAGGAAGGAUCGAGAUGGAUAAAAGAAAAAUCGAAGAAGACCAAGGGUGUAAAUAGAAUUUGCUGGUUGUUAGAUUUAUUUUGAGGAAAAGAGGAGACAUGGAACGAAGUGAUCACAGACAUGGAAAAGGAGCUGAUGGAGGUGGGAGAGCAGCAGGAGGAGGAGGAGGAGGUCCAUCCAAUAGCAAUAGUAGCAGCGGAGGUACCAACAGCAGUAGAAGCACUUCCGAGCAGCAGCAGCAGCAGUUCCACCACCAAGCCAGCAGCAGCGGCCCCUCAUCCCUCGACCUCGUCCCCUUCGAAGGCGGCGCCCCCACCGGUUCGUUCAUGGGCCCCAUCGUCCACCACCACGCCGGAUCCGCCCGCGUCGACGCCUCCCUCGCCAUCUCCUCCUCCCCCACCUCCAAGCCCGACCCCACCACUCCCCGUCCCUCCUCCUCCUCCGGCCCCGCCGACCCCUCCAAGAAGCUCCCCGUCGCCACGAAGCGGUCGUCGAAAGAUCGGCAUACCAAGGUCGAAGGCCGCGGCCGCCGGAUCCGGAUGCCGGCCGUGUGCGCUGCUAGAGUCUUCCAACUGACGCGAGAGCUCGGGCACAAGUCGGACGGCGAGACGAUCGAGUGGCUUUUACAGCAGGCGGAGCCGGCGAUCAUCGCCGCGACGGGCACGGGCACCAUCCCGGCGAACUUCUCCACGCUUAACAUAUCCCUCAGGAGCAGUGGCUCCUCUCUCUCCGCGCCGCCGUCCAAGUCCGCGCCUCACUCCUUCCACACGCUCGCCCUCGCCCACCACCAUCGCCAGGACUACGAGGAGGGCCACGAUGCCGCCGCAGGGAUCUCCCACUCCGCAAUGCUAGGUUUCCACCAGCUCCACCAUCACCACCCCGCUCACCAGCAUCAUCUCCUAUCCACCGAUCAGAUGGGCACAGGACUGCAAUCCGCCGGGGGUAGUGCCGGGGGCGGCGGCGGAGGAGGAGGAGGAGAUUCCUCCGCUGAUACCUAUUUGAGGAAACGCUUCAGAGAAGAUCUAUUCAAAGAAGAGCAGCAGCAACAGCAAGAGGGAGGAGGCGGUGGUGGGGCUGGCCCGUCGUCCCCAUCCUCCGCCUCCAAAGACGCGCGGACGGGCGGCCUCCAAUCGCAUCAGGAACCCACCGCGUCCGCUGCAGGAAUGGCGAGGCCGUCCGGCGUCCUUCCUGCGACGGCAAUGUGGGCGGUCGCUCCGAACAGCGGAGCCGGCGGAGCAUUCUGGAUGCUCCCCGUCUCCGGCGGCCCGACCGCCGGGCCGUCGGAACCCUCUUUAUGGACGUUCCCAGCAUCAGGCCACGGUCAGUACCGUACCGGGAUUCCCACCGCCGCCGCCGGGGGCACCAUCCAGGCUCCGCUCCAAUUCAUGUCGAGGAUCAACAUCCCCGGGGGGCUCGAAUCCCAAGGCGGCCGCGCCGUCGGAGCGCUCCCGCUGGGGUCGAUGCUGCUGCAGCAGCAGCCGGGGGGCGGUGCGGCGCCGCAGCAUCUCGGGCUGGGGAUCUCCGAGACCAAUCUCGGGAUGUUGGCGGCGCUCAACGCCUACAAUAGAGCUGGACUCACCAUGAGUUCCGAGCAUCACCAGUCGUUGGAUCACCAUCAAGCUCAGCAGCGAGCCGCGGAUAGUGGAGACGACCACCACCCAACGAAUUCUCAGUAGCGAAGAAGGGAGUGGAAGGUAAAAUUAAUGGUUGAUCACUUUAAUUUCCCCUCCCUCCCACCCCUCCUUCGAUAUCAGAAUUUUCUCCAGUGUUAACACGGAAUGGUACGUUACUGGAGAUUGUUCCAUAUUA